Molecule: messenger RNA, 915 nt
Organism: Dictyostelium purpureum
Lineage: Eukaryota; Evosea; Eumycetozoa; Dictyosteliales; Dictyosteliaceae
Exons: 2
Coding region: 1-915 (304 amino acids)
Biological process (GO): pyridoxal 5'-phosphate salvage
Cellular component (GO): cytosol
Molecular function (GO): pyridoxal kinase activity
Source: RefSeq, a predicted model, not a curated record
AUGGAGCCAAAAGUUUUAUCUAUUCAAUCAUGGGUAUGUCAUGGAUAUGUUGGUAAUAAAUGCGCAGUAUUUGCAUUACAACAUUUGGGAAUUGAAGUCGAUCCAAUUCUUAGUGUACAGUUUUCAAAUAAUACAGCAUAUUCAACUUGGAAAGGCGAAUCAUUAACACCACCAAAACUAAUGGAUUUAUUUCAAGGUUUAGAAGAGAAUCAUUUAACAGAUUCCUAUACUCAUGUGCUAACUGGUUAUAAUAACAAUUCUGAAACACUACAUACCGUAUUAAAUAUUAUUAAAAAACUCAAAACUCAAAAUCCAAAUUUAAUCUAUGUUUGCGAUCCAGUAUUGGGUGAUAAUAAUGCAUUAUAUGUACCAACCGAUUUAGUUUCAGUUUAUAAAAAUGAAGUCAUACCACACGCAGACUAUAUAUUCCCAAAUCAAACUGAAGUUGAAUUUUUAACAGGUAUUAAAAUUAAUAAUGAACAAGAUGCAUUAAAAGCGAUUGACCAAUUUCAUAAAAUGGGUGUUAAAAAUGUAGUUAUUACAAGUUUAUUUUUCGAUAGCAAUCCCAAUGAUAUCAUUGUAAUUGGAAGUAGUUUAAAAAAUAAAGAGGAUAUCAACCAAGGUUAUGAUCAAUUCAAAAUUACAGUUGGUCCCAAAUUCACAGAUUAUUACACCGGUACAGGCGAUUUAUUCAGUUCACUUUUAUUAGGUUGGAGCAUCAAAGAACCCUCAGACUUAUCAUUAGUAUGCGAAAAAGCAACAUCAAUUUUAUACAAUAUUAUCAAAGAAACCCAUAAAGCCAAACAAUCAAUACCCUCCAACAAAGGAAAAGAAUAUUACGAAUUAAGAUUAGUACAAUCAAGAAAGUUUAUCGAAAAUUCUGAAAUUUUAUUCAAAUCUCAAAAAUUAAAUUAA